Uranotaenia lowii is the source of this 1325-nucleotide messenger RNA. RefSeq lists its product as uncharacterized. Bases 166 to 1233 code for a protein of 355 amino acids. The transcript has 3 exons. The record is from RefSeq and is a predicted model, not a curated record. NCBI's taxonomy places the organism in Eukaryota, Metazoa, Arthropoda, Insecta, Diptera, Culicidae.
AGUAACGCGUUUUCUCGCAGAUUAGUGCCUUUUUCGUGCUUAAGUUGAAUAUUGUGCCGUUUUUAAGCUGGUGUGUAGUUGAUUUUCCAAAGUUUCGUAAGUAAUUUAACCUGUUGUGAAGUUGUGAAACGUGGAAGUUUAACGUAGUUGCGUAAUAGUGCAUAAAUGGCAUCGUCGUGCUUCCGAUUUUGCUGGCGUCGAAAGGUACGCUUCAUUGAAGAGGGCGUAGCGCCAAAUUCGAAUGCAUCCGGACAACCAAGGAAAAGGAGCGUUUUUGGACAAGUGCGGAAUUUUCUGUCCCGUUCAAAUUCCACGGAACGUAGCGAAGCGAAAUUGUUGAGAGAACAAAAGCGUGAGGUGGAAAAAGCUCUAAAAGAAUUUGGUCGCUAUGAUAGAACUACCGCACUCAGACACAUGGGUGGAGUUAUGCAGGCAAUUGAUCGCGCCAUCUGGUUCGAGCAACAUGAAGCGUACAUCAAACUGGAAAGAGUUGAACGACCUAAACCUACCAAGGAAAAAGAGGUACUUGUUAAGAAUUCCCCCAAAGAAAAACACAUCAAAAAGGAAGCCACUGAGAUUACUCCUACUAAACCAAGUGCAGCUUCAACUUCGGGACCCAUUCAUCCAGGCUCUGGAAUGCCCAUAUCUGCCCCGAUCGAUAUUCCUAAUCGAGUAAUCCCGUUGGAAAAUACCGGUCUGACCCCGAUGAUGGUUGUUCCAAAGACUGGUUCCAACCAAUCAAAUGUUAUUCAUUUUAAUCCCAUAAUUCCCGAUUCAAGCUGUCAAAUACCGGACAGUAUCAACCCGUUCCUCGAUCGCAAUGUGCUGGUGGUCGAAGCGGAAGUUCACGAGCCGCCACCUGAUUGCGUUUCCUGUACAUCAGAAGAGUUUGAAGAUUUAUUCCAGCGGAAACACGCUCCAUAUUCGACGCGUUCUUCAAUGCCAACACCCUCAAAGGCGGGUCAAGAGCCGGAUAUGCAAGACCUUCAAAGUCCGGUAAUGCCGCGCCAUAGAAGAAAGCAAACAUUGCCGGACGAUUUGGACGCAAUCAUGGUUGAUCCCGAACAGCCGGAAGAUGCAGCUGCCCCUGGCCCCAGAUGGCCAAAGGCAUUGCUCAACAACGACCCCACGUUGCAUGAUGACGAACUGCCGGAAUGUCUCCGGGGCUUGCACAACUGGACCCAAACCAGUUACGUCAUUUUCAAUGAGAAUUCUAAAGAGCAACUGAUUUAAGGUCGAAAUUGCACAAAACCCUACUUUCUUGUGUGCUCCUUUUUCUACAGAUCGUUUGGUCGAUUCGUUCUGUAAUGAUUGUAUUGUAUGAU